AUGAAAUUCAUCGACAUUUUAUUCAUACUGGUUGCGGCAGCAACCGCUAAUGCAACACUGCUUCCAGCUGAUGAAGAUGGCUUACCACAAGCAUCGGGGCCCUCCAAUCAGGUAGCUGGUACUUCCGGCCAAGCAUCAGGCGUUUCUGGAGAAGAAUGGGAAAACGUAUCUAGUUUAGGCAGUGACGCCGGUUCAAGCAUUUUUGGUCAAGGCUUGGAAAAUCCAAAUGAUAACCCAGAAAACACUGGUUCCAAUCAAGAAACUCUAGACGAAGAAACUCGGCAAGAAUUCGAUGAUCUAAAAGAAAAAGUUGAAUUGCUUGAAAAGAAACAAGAGGAAAAGUGCAAAUUUUAUUUCGAUAGCAUGAAUGAAGGAUUGAAACAAGGAUCGAAAUCAGCAAAUAGCCGAAGGAAAUCUAGAACAAAACACAAUCCAAACGUUGAAAAGCGAUUGGAAGAAGAGUGUCAAAAAGCAAUACAAAAAACAAAGGCUACUAAAAAAGAAUUACAAGAGUUUGCGAUGAAGCAUGGCUUGACAUUGGGUCUUGGUUUUGAUUUGGAUUUGGAUUUGGAUUCGGAUUCGGAUUUGGAUUCGGAUUUUGAUUUGAGUUCAGAUUCGGAUUCGGACUGA
Batrachochytrium dendrobatidis JAM81 is the source of this 630-nucleotide messenger RNA. RefSeq lists its product as uncharacterized. The transcript has a single exon. Bases 1 to 630 code for a protein of 209 amino acids. NCBI's taxonomy places the organism in Eukaryota, Fungi, Chytridiomycota, Chytridiomycetes, Rhizophydiales. The record is from RefSeq and is a predicted model, not a curated record.